Molecule: messenger RNA, 4960 nt
Organism: Acanthopagrus latus (yellowfin seabream)
Lineage: Eukaryota; Metazoa; Chordata; Actinopteri; Spariformes; Sparidae
Gene: epb41l3b
Product: erythrocyte membrane protein band 4.1-like 3b
Exons: 26
Coding region: 207-3827 (1206 amino acids)
Biological process (GO): cortical actin cytoskeleton organization
Cellular component (GO): plasma membrane; cytoskeleton
Molecular function (GO): actin binding; structural molecule activity
Source: RefSeq, a predicted model, not a curated record
CUUGUCUGUGAAUUAGCUGAGUUUUGUUUCAUUUUUGGCAGCGUUGACGUAUUCAAAAGGUGAUUUUUCCACGACGUGUGUGUCCACUCACUAAUGACUUGUUUCAUUCUUCAUGUGUCUGUUCCGUUUCACCCACCGGGGUCUCCAAACGCACCGCGACCUGCUGCUGUCUUCCUCACUUGGGAAUGUGAAAUGCGUGAUUUACCAUGACAACUGAAUCAGGCGCAGACUCUGAGGCCAAGCAGCCGCAGGAGAACAAGGAGAACGAGAAGGGGAAAGCUGCAGAACCCACAUCGCCCCAGAACCAGCCGGAGCAGCUUCCUGCCGCCGCUGGACACAGCACCCCGGCCAGGAAAGAACAGGAGCAGCAGGAGGACGACAUAUCCCACCAGUCAUCCACCAGUCGUCUGUCAAGGUCUCCUUUGAGAGGAGUGAAGAAGGUGAAGAUCAUGCAGUGUAAAGUCACCCUGCUGGACGGCUCCGACUUCUCACUCAAUGUAGAGAAGCGAGCCAAGGGUCAAAUGCUCUUUGACAAAGUAUGUGAACACCUCAAUCUACUGGAGAAGGACUACUUCGGCAUCACAUACAGAGAUGUAGAGAACCAGAAGAAUUGGCUCGACCCAUCCAAGGAGCUGAAGAAGCAGAUCAGGACCGGUCCCUGGAACUUUGCUUUCAACGUCAAGUUUUACCCCCCAGACCCCGCCCAGCUGACUGAGGACAUCACAAGGUACUACCUGUGUCUGCAGCUGAGAGAUGACGUGGUUUCAGGCCGUCUGCCCUGUUCCUUUGCCACCCACACAGUUCUUGGCUCCUACACAGUGCAGUCUGAACUGGGAGACUACGACCCCGAGGAACUGGGCAGCGACUACAUCAGCGAACUGCGCUUCGCACCCAACCAGACCAAAGAACUAGAGGAGAAGGUCAUGGAACUCCACAAGACCUACAAGGGGAUGACACCAGCUGAAGCAGAGAUUCACUUUCUGGAAAAUGCCAAGAAGCUGUCCAUGUACGGUGUGGACCUCCACCACGCUAAGGACUCUGAGGGUGUAGAGAUCAUGUUGGGAGUUUGUGCAAGUGGUCUACUCAUCUACAGAGACAGGUUGCGGAUCAACAGGUUUGCUUGGCCCAAAAUCCUUAAGAUCUCCUACAAGAGGAACAACUUCUAUAUCAAAAUCCGGCCUGGCGAGUUUGAGCAGUUUGAAAGCACAAUCGGUUUCAAGCUUCCAAAUCAUCGUGCUGCCAAAAGGCUGUGGAAGGUCUGUGUGGAGCAUCACACCUUCUUCAGGCUCGUAUCCCCCGAGGUGCCGCCGAAGAAGUUCCUGAGCCUCGGCUCCAAGUUUCGCUACAGCGGCAGAACGCAGGCUCAGACCCGCAGGGCCAGCUCUCAGAUCAUCAGACCUGCUCCGUUUUUCGAGCGCUCCUCCAGCAAACGCUACAACAUGUCCCGCAGCUUAGACGGAGCACCUAUCAUGGAGAACCAUGAGACUCUCAUGAAGGACAGUACUGCUGACGGAGCAGCCAAAGUCAUCGCCAAGGGGGACAUUAUCACCACGGUAACGACAGAGAAGAAAGCAGAGGAAGAGAAGGCGGAGCAGGAGGACGCUCAGGUGGAGACGCCAGAACCUGCAACGCCGCUCAGACAAGACACAAAGUGCUCCCCUCGUGUACACACAAUCGACCCCCUCCGCAAUGAGCUCUCGCUCCCCUCAUCUCCUGUUACAUCGACCAAAGUACGGCGGAGGCGCAGGGAGAACGCGCGUAAACGGGCCUCGUCAGUCAGUCCAGCCAAGAGCAGCCCUGGGCGCCGCCGUCGGCAAGCCCUCGCCGAUCGCAAGGCGGCCUUGCUGGAUGAGCAAGCGCUGCUGCUCUCGGCCCGCAAGCAGAGGCUCGAGCAGGGCAAGAGGCGUGGCGGCACGCUCUUCUCCUUCUCCCUGCACCUGCCCGACCUGUCCGCCUUCCUGGACGAUGACGGCUACAUUACUUUCCCUGAUCUGUCCGAGAUGCGCUUCCUCCCUGAGUGCGCUCAGAACUUCCUGCCCAUUAAGUCCCCAUCGCUCAUCCCAUGCUUCCUCUUCAUCUUCUUCUUCCUGCUCUCCACCUCUUUCUCCGUCCCUUACGCCCUCACCCUCUCCUUCCCCCUGGCGCUGUGCCUCUGCUACCUGGAGCCCAAGGCAGCCUCCCUGACCGCCUCCAUAGCCCAGGGCUACCAUGACCAUGACAGUUCAGAGGAAGAGGAGACUGACAGCGAACAAACUGACUUUGCCUUUGAUGGAGAGAUGACCGCCACAGAGUCGGAAGCGGAUGACGACUCUGAGAUGCGGACUCAGUAUAGUUUCAUAAGACGAGUAAAAGGGGAAAACGUUUUUAUCAAGCAUAGUAAUCUGAUGCUAGAGGACACCGCGUCUCCGGCAGAGAUGGUCAAGCACCAGACCAACAUCAGCGAACUGAAACGCUCCUUCCUGGAGACGGGCAGCAGCACGCCGGGCCUGACUGAAUGGGAGAAGAGGCUUUCAUCCUCCCCCGCACGCUCGCCCAGAGCAGAUGACGCGCCGAUGAUAGAGCCGCUGGAGCCGCAGGAUAUUGAGGAGCCUGCGGGAGAAGAAACGGACAAGGUGGUGGAACCAAAAGCCACUGAGGCGGCAGGAUAUCUGGUGAAAUAUGUGGUGGAUAGCAUUGGAACAGAUUUGGCCUCCUCCUCGGGGCCACACGGGAUUAGUCUGUCAACCACUAUGGACGACGACGUCUUCAUGGACGGGACCCUCAGGGAGGUGGAGGAGAAGACACCCGACUCCCAGGAGGAUGUGUCGGAGAGGUCGGUGUUGAAGGUCAGCCCCGGAGCUGUCAGACAGGAGGUGUCCCAGGCCAUCAGUGACAAGAAAGGGACUCUCAUUAUCUUGAAGGAGCCAGAUGAUAGAGAAGAGGGCACAGAGACAAGUGCUGUGGGUGAAAAAGAGGAGCCUGUAGUCCCCGAAGAGGCUGGAGGAGCUGAAAAGAAUGAAAUGUCUCCCUCUAAAGAGAAAGAAAGUAUUACAGAUGACACUUCAGUUGUUACAGAAGCCAAAACUGAAGCAGUCAAGACUCUGAAGAUGGAGAUAAAAACUGAUGACAUGACUCAGAUGAAAGGGAUUGACUCGCCUAAAAAGGCCAUGGCAUCAUGGAUUUCUGAGGAGGUGAAGACAGAGACUUCAGAGAUCAAUAACAUGUUGACAAAGGAAGUGAAAGAGAUGAAGACUUCUGACGCUCUGCAGCAGAAAACCGAAAUCUUCACCUUUGAAGAGGCACAGAAGUCCAACCUGACUCAAAUCACAGUGUCUGAAGUUUCAACUACAUCCUUAGCAGUGUCUACGCUGGGAUGGGUUCCCUCCUCCGAAAAGGCACCAGCCGAACUGGAGGAGAAAGCGGCGGUUGCCACAGAGACGGAGGCAGCGCCAGCCAAGUCAACAGGGCCAACGAGUCUUGAUGCCGGCGACGCGAGUACCAAAGAGACGCCUGUGAUCCACACAGAGACAAAAACCAUCACCUAUGAGUCUGCAGAAGUUGACACUAAUGGUGACAUUGACCCCGGAGUGCUGCUGAGCGCUCAGACCAUCACCUCUGAAACCACCAGCACCACCACGACCACACACAUCACAAAGACGGUAAAAGGAGGAAUAUCAGAGACGAGAAUCGAGAAACGGAUCGUCAUCACAGGAGAUGCAGACAUCGAUCACGACGAGGCUCUUGCUCAGGCCAUAAAGGAGGCUAAAGAACAGCAUCCUGACAUGUCAGUGACCAAAGUAGUGGUACAUAAAGAGACAGAGAUCACGCCAGAGGAGGGGGAGGACUGACCCAGGAGUAACAACUGAGGGCUGUUUUCUGUUCAACCUCCCAGAACCCAACAACAUCCAGAACUCUACAUAUUCCUCCGGGACUCUCAGAAGACUAGAAAAAGGCUCCUUACUCUCCAAAUGCUGCAGCUCACCGCUAGUCGCAAAAAAAAAAAAAACAUCCCCUGCAAAACAAAUAAAUGCAUUUUGCAUGAGAAGGACGCAAUGUUGCAUUAUCAUACAAGAACAGCAAAGAUUAUACUGAAAACUGUACGAUUUUACAAGCGGUUCUCGAUCUCAUCUGCACGCCGAAUCCCCCGUGUGCAGCAAGCAGACCUGUUGCUUUCACUGCCUUAUUAUGACUUUGAUGCAUUUUUAUGAUUCUUGAGAAUAAUUAUUGUAGCAACGUUUUAUUUAUGAAAUAAAGCCAUCACUCCAGACACCUAAAUCGCUGUAGGCUGUAUAUGUUAGGGAGCAUACACUAUUUAACCUUGCUGUAGAAGUGCCAACCCUCAUUUGCCUCGUCACUCCAACAAAGCCGAUGAUUCUCUGUCAGGUGUGCCACUACAGAAGUCACUACAGCCCUGUUCUGUACAUAUCGGAGCUUUCCUAGGACAAUAGCAAAUUAUCUUCCACGGUUGAUUUUUUUUGUCGUGUCUACUUGAAUUGCAUUUUUCCUUUUUAUGAUCAUUAUUCAGUAUUUUAUCGUUCCUCAUCGAUUGAUUCAACCACUUCAACACUUUUACGAGGGCAAACGUUGCCAAGGAAUCAAGAUUUCUGUGCGAGAAGAAGUAGAUUUUAAUGUGCCUGUGCAGGCUUUGAAUGUCUCCCAAGGGUAGAUGAUCGGCAGUCCCAGGUUUGUGUGACUGUGAGGCAAAGGGCUCAGACUGCCGAGCUCUGCCCGAUUUACAUGCAAAGCCAAGAGAGAUCUGUCAAACCCCCCCGCCACCACCCACACUACUACCACCACCCUCCUCACCCUAAACACGUCACCUGUACUUCCCCCAUCUGUUCAUCUGUAUCUGAAUAACCAAUUCCUGAUCGUGUACAGCCAUGUUGUUCCUCAGACUGGUGAAAUAAAAGUGGCAUAUGCAUUUGUUUUUAAUUUGCUGUUUUCUUCUCAAAUAAUAAAAAUGUUGAACACAGCGCAAAAA